AGUCCCCGCGCGACCCACGAUCCGACCCAGGCGAGCAGGCCCCAGCGCCGAGCGCCAGAGAAGUGCGCGUGUCCACCAUGUGAGCCCGGUAAACAAACCCCCCUCGCGCCCCCAGCCCCCACCCGCGUCCGCGAACCUAACCUGUGCGCUCGUCUUCGGGAGUGAUCUGUGCUCGUGUGCUUUUGGAUUUGGAUUUCGCAUUCUCCCGCCUUUUGGAUUAACACUAAGGAAUUCUCGGUCAGUUUGCGUGGAAGCAGUGUGUUCGUCGUGCUUCAUAUCGCCCUUCAAAAUGAAGCCGUAGUGGAUGCGAAUAAUACUCAAAACGUCCGUUUUGGAUGCAGCGCUGGUUAGCCUAUAAAUCAAUGGAAUGGAAGUAUAAGUCUGCACCAUACGGGAAUGUGUUUGCUUACCUGCAAGCUGUCGUCAGUCCGCCCAGCUCGUUACAUCUCAAAUUGUCGGUUUACAGUGCGCUACUUGUGAAUAAGUCGCUCGGUUCGUCUCGUGGUCGUGGCGGCAGGCCAGUAGUUCUUGCUAAACCUUUAAGUGCCUCAAGAAAGUUUCUAAGAAAUAAAUAUAUAUUUGUUUAAUAUUCGUCGCGGUUUGAAGUUAUAAAAUUGAAGUGCGCGUCUUUUUUAUGUGUUCCGUAGCAUGACGUAAAGCUCUCUUAUCAGCACACUCUUUGAUGGUAUCAGGGUUGGAUGGUAUCGAUGUGUUCAUCGUAAUUACGUCAUAUUGACGGUGGGUUUAUCUCGAUCUUAAAUCUAAGUGCCCGUAUUAGACGGUUGAUGGAUAGCGAGGCUGGUGAAGAGAAAUGAGAAAACCAGUAGUUUUUUACGAAUUUGCAUCAGCUUCAUAAAAUGAAAUAGGUGCUAUCGUCCUUUCCCUCGUUUUUUUCUAAACGUCAUAAUCUUGAAAGCCUUUGAAGUAAAUUAGGAAGGAGGGAAAUUUCUGUUAAAUUUGAACGAUUACCUAACACUGCGAAAGGAACUUUAAGGUCCGUUCAAACCUUUAAAACAAUUUCUGAGUGUCAACUUUUGAAGAAAACACCUGUGUUGAGAUUGAAAAAUUGGCAAUUUUGAGGAGGAAUAAAAAGUCCGGUCAGCGUGGAGGAGCCUUUCUUAUGGUUAAAGCCGGUGCUUUCCUUGGAAAAUUGCCUAAUCCCUGAAAAAAAUUUCUGAGCCUCAUUUUUUGGCCAUUCUCCGGAGAAAACACCGGUGUUGGGAUCAAGGAAUUGGCAACUUUGAGGAAGAGUAAAAUAUAUAGUCAGUGUGGAGGCGUCUUUCUUUUGGUCAAAGGACCGUUUUUCGUUUGAAAAUGGCGCGCCUGGAGGCAUGGGACGAAAAUGCGGACCUCUGAACGGCGGGGCAACUCGGUGUAAGCGCUGCAACCCAAAGGCUACUCAUGAGUGAUAUCAACCCCGACGGCCUCUCACUCAGCGAUCAAGAAUCCAAUAUGGCGCGGGGUACGGACUCGGGCGCGUGCGCCUCAAAAACGCGGCAACGACGAAUGGGCAUCGUGUCCCAGACGCAGAAAAGCGCCGGCUCAGAGAAAAGCGCGGAGCCGGCCAAAGAGCAGGGCGAGGAGCAGCGGCCUCUCUACCGCUUCCCGUGCGUGGAGCGGCUCAUCCAGAAGUACUCGAUCAUGCUGGCGAGGCAGCACGAGAAGCAGGCCGCCGUCGACCAGCAAAUCCUCCGCCUCACGAGGUCCUCGGAGAACCUCUCCACGGACCCCCUGGACCCUCUGGACGAGGUCAUCGAAGAUGGGCUCAGCCUCAAGUCCACCCCUGACCUCGCCGACAUCAACUCCAAUCGGCAGGACAUCAAGCCCUUGACCGAACUGGACAGUAGCUCGACUCCAACCUCCAAAACUGUGCAUCCCUCGACGCAGCCCAGCGAUUUGACCAUUUUCGACAGCGCCAGGGCUGAAGACGCCUCAGGACAAACUGGCCGGGGCUCAGAUGCAGAGCAGCCUGAAAGAGUAGAAACUGGAGACUCUGAAAUCAGUCUCAAGAGAGGUAAGAGUUUCGAAUUGGACAGCCUCGACUUCCGAACCAGUCUCCCCGAUAACGCAAAUCGGGAGGGUGUAGAUACGACGGAAAGAAAAGGAGAUACCGUUGAAGGAUCUACUUGUGAUCCCAGUGCGGGGGUGGAUGUUCCGAAGGACGAUUCGAUGAAACGGGAAGAUUCCUCCGGGAGUGUCUCCUGUCUCGCGAGCAGCGACUCCAACUCGAAGUGCGACUCGUUCUCCGAGGAAGAGCUCCUGAGCCGCAAGCUGGCUUCCGGCUACCGGGCCCCGAAGAAACCCGAGUUGCCGUCGCCGGAGUCGGACACAGCGCCCUCUCGCGUGGCCUACCUGGAAGUGAAGCCCGUGGUGCGGAACAAGAAGCGACGCCGGCGCUCCUGGAACGGGCCCUCCGUGUCCUUCUCGCGACCCGGGGUCGUGUCCUCGGACCCGGCGCCCGAGCGUCGCUACGAGCGGAAGGGCCACAGCCUGGACCAGUCCAUCUACCGCACGCCUCAGCUGCGCAAGUUCUCCGAAUGGGACGCCUCCUGCGACGUCGGGAACCUGGACAGCGUCUUCUGCGGGUCUUGCUGCUCCGUGGAGCUGGGCCCCCGGCGGGAGUCGAACCUCAGCUCCGUCUUCACCGACGAGGACCCGGACGCCGAACCGGAGGCCCGCUACCAUUACCUCCGGACUCCCUCGGUCGUGGUGAGCGACCACUCGGACGACCCGUACUUCGCGAGCUCCACCAUCACGCUCGAGGAGAUCGAGCAGUUCCGCGCCGAGUACUCGCGGCAGCAGCACGAGUGCGGUUUCGGCGAGACGUCCUCGGAGUGUUCGGGCGCCAGCACGUGUUCGUUGAGGGCGUACGAUUGUGAUUGGCUGUCGCGGCGCAAGGCCUCCGAUUGCUCCACCUGCAGCACCCUCAGCGGCGACGACGACAGCAGCUGCGAGCAGAUUCUCCAGGAUAUACGACCGCAGGCAAAGCCCUCUGGAUGGAGGAAGUUACGAAAUAUAGUACAAUGGACACCUUUUUUUCAAACGUACAAAAAGCAGAGGUAUCCCUGGGUGCAGCUAGCCGGUCACCAAGGUAACUUCAAGGCCGGCCCUGAGCCCGGGACGAUCCUGAAAAAGUUGUGCCCCAAGGAACAACUUUGCUUCCAGGUCCUCAUGAAAGAUGUUCUCAGACCUUACGUUCCUGAAUAUAAAGGUCACAUCACUUGCGAUGAUGGUGAUUCAGUGUAUCUCCAACUACAAGACUUACUAGGCGAUUUUACCUCUCCGUGUGUCAUGGACUGCAAGAUAGGUGUCCGCACCUACCUCGAGGAGGAAUUGGCCAAAGCCAAAGAAAAACCUAAAUUAAGGAAAGACAUGUAUGAAAAAAUGAUUCAAAUUGACCCCAAUGCUCCCACAGAGGAAGAGCAUCGACUGAAAGGUGUCACAAAGCCUAGGUAUAUGGUGUGGCGAGAAACAAUUUCCUCAACUGCCACCUUAGGUUUUCGGAUAGAAGGUAUCAAGAAAAGUGACGGGAAGUCUAGUAAAGACUUCAAGACAACCAAGUCCAAAGAGCAGAUCAUUGAAGCGUUUCAAGAUUUCACUGCAGGAUUUCCUCAUGCUGUUCCUAAAUACAUUCAAAGGCUGAAGGCUAUUAGAGCCACUUUAGAAGUCUCAAAUUUUUUUACAACUCACGAGGUGAUAGGAAGCUCUUUACUUUUUGUACACGAUGAGCACAAUGCAAAUGUCUGGCUGAUCGACUUCGCCAAGACGAUCAUCUUGCCUCAUGAAACCAAGAUUGACCAUGCCUCCAAGUGGGUUGUCGGAAAUCACGAAGACGGCUAUCUAAUAGGAAUCAAUAAUCUCAUCGAUAUCUUCUCCGAGAUGAUGCAAAUAGAGCCGCCGCAAACAACACUUGUAGUCACUGCGCCUCAAGAUGUAACAUAGCAUUACAACUACUCAUAGACAUCGAGAGAUCCGAGGUUACUAUCGCUACCCUAAAGCAAUGCUACGUUGCUCCCUAGUGAGCUGGAAAUCCUAGUCCCUAGAAAUUUGUGCAAGCAAAUAUUGAAUUGUCUUAAUUCCCCCCCCCCUCCAAAUGGAGGAGCUUUAACUCCGGCAUAUGCUCACGUUUGCCAUGAAAUUAACAUUUUGUUGUCUGGACAGCCAGAACAGCUCAUAUUCCAAGUAGCGGCAACUGUUAAAAACACUUUUAAGAAAUUCAUUGAUACAUUAAUUUUCAGACAACUCAAAAAAAUCUGAUAAAAUCAAGUUUGAGGAAAUUAUUUUUGGGUAUUUUUCGCCGAUAGGUAAAAUUUGAGCAUAAAAAGUGUUGAAAAACUGCUAUAAGAUUUACUGCUAAAGAUUUAACACCAUAAAAAAUUUGAAUGAAGUAUGAAAAGAUUCUGAGAAAGUAAUAAUUUUUAUAUAGACUUUUUCAGGUAAUUUUUUCAGACAUUUAUUUCACAUAAAAAAUUAAGUACCCAAGAGGGUUUCCUGGAACAUAAUUUUAACAACUUUUUUAAGAGUUUUUGAAAAGUGAUCUUAAAUGAUCAUCGCUACUGAGGAUGGUAAUUACACGUAUCCACCACAAUACGAGUAUUUGUACCUUACAGACAUCUCAAGUUUAUAAUUUGUAAAAGUGAUUUCCAAAGUCAUUAAGGUCAUCAUGAGAGUAAGAGUGAGAGACCCAAAAGAAACAUAUGUAGUACAAAAACAUGUUUUGAGCCUUCGACGUCUAUCCCUGCUAGUAGGUAUGGUACCCAAGUAGUCAACAGUCCACUUAAAUGAUAACCUUUAAUAUUCAGCUUACUCAAUUCAUUGGUCUGAAAUUUGGGCUUGCUACAUUCACUCAAAUUCUAAUCAUCUCUACAAAUACCAAUACAGGUUUCAAAGUUUGACGAGUGAUGUGACGACUGAAUCACAUGACAACUUUCGAUGAAUAAAUCGAGGGCCUCCUUGUCCAAUUUAAAAUUGUAAAUAUAAGUGUAAAAAGUUAUUUCUUGAAUUUCUCUCCCGUACCCCUUUCUCUUUUGCACUUAUUUGAUCUGCUUUAAGAUUAUGUUCAGAGAUGUAGGUAUCUUGUAAGACGUGGUUACUAAAAGCUGAAAACUUUGUUGAGUCGCAUUCUUUUUCAUCCCAUCAUUUUGACAAUCCAUCCCAUCUGAUGUGAGUAUUUUAGCUCUUAGUGACAUGACAAGCACAUUAUUAAUGACAAUCCUUAAUGUGAGGAGAUGUAGAGGAGCCCUUGUCAGUUCAUGCAACUUUCCUCCAGACUUUUAGGAAUAAAUUUCAUUUUUUCGUUUUCUGAUGUGACUUGACAAAAGUCUUCAGUAAAUCUGUGUAAGAUAGAAAAAGAAAGGAAGUACAACCCACCCACAUUCUGUCGAAACUCCUACUUAGAUAAUUCAAUGAGAUAAAUUUUCUUUCCAACCCCUAAUUUAUGUUAGAUCUAAGUACUAACUUCAAAAAAAGAAAACAAAAUUGAAAAAUUAUUUGAGUUACGAGAGAGAGGUAUUGCGAGAACAAUUGUGCCGAUAAUCUUAUAGUCCUUUUUAGUUUUAAGAAUACGGAAAAAGAAGCUUUGAGAUGAGGCCUUAAUUUGGACGCACUUCUGUGAUUAUAAUGUGAAACAUGAUGUUAGUUAAGUGGUUCUACUUACUUACUCCCCUUGAGACUUACCUAUAUUAUUUGAAGUGCCCUCAAAAAAACACUAUGCUACGGAUAAUAUUCUUGUUGACUUAAGCAUAUCUGUUAUGAGCUUCCAGAUUCGAUUAAAAAAUUGGAGCAUUUUCGCCCACUACUUAGGAUUUAUUACCGUGCUUUUAGUCUUUCAAGUUCUCCUAACAACAAUUUGCACCUGAUGUGUUGGAAGGUACAAGAAAUAAAUGUGGGUUAGUUUAAAAAGUUUAAAAUUUUUCAGAAGUGCAUUUUUCUAUACCUACUUGUGCCUAACAUUUCCUGGCUGUGAAAAUGAUUUGAUUAAGUAAUCUCAAAACAUAUCACAAAUAAUUUUGUUUCUCUUUUCUGUAUUAUCAACUUACUGUCAGUAAGGAAAAAACCUCCUUGAACACAAUGUACUCGACAAAUAUUCGUUUCCAAAAUUGUCCUAAAUAAUCAGACAUGCACAGUAUUUUUAAUGCAACUAGACAUCCUGAAUUCAAUUUUUUUGUGUAAAAAUUUUCUUCCUUCGAAGGUUUGGAGUAUAAAACAAAAUCAUUUCAGAGGCGGAACAUUGAAAUUUCUAGACUCAAUUUAUACUUUUAAACAUUUUUGCGAGGGAUCGCAGUUCAUUUUAUCAUCUUGGGAUGAAAAUGGACCCUUUUAUUUAGCAGAAAAAAAUGUGAGUAUCUCCUAAACCACUGGUCGUACGGCCAAAUGGACGAAAUUUUCCAGCUCUCUUGUGGCUCUGGAUCUGGAUCAUUAAAGUUGCAAAAUUAAAACUGAAUUUACAGUAAGAACUUCUUUUCCUUCCUCUCCUCGUCAAUAUUUUUGUCUUAUUUAAUAGCAUUUACUUAAAUACGACUCCGUAUGAUCUCAGACCAAGGAUUUAUUUAUUUCUAUCUCUCUCGCUUAAAAGAGAGGGAAAAAACAUUCCAAAAUUUGCAAUAAAGUUUUACUGAUUCAUACUAUGGUAUUGUUCAUAGAAAAACAUGGAAAUUUAUCAUCUGUCGAUUUCUGCAUCAUUCUAAUAAUGACGGCAGAUCAAUAAUUAUAAUAAAAACAACUACAUAGUUUUAUUUCAUUUAAGGAAUUCUCUCUACCCUUAGCCAAUCUCACCAAAGCAGAAAUCUGCAGAACUGUUGAUGAAACAAGACAAUAUAAUAAAACAAGAUAAACAAAGACUCUCUCAAUUACUUCCCUGUGGAGAUCUAUGAUUAUCCAAUAUAAUUUAUUUCUGCACUUAAUCAACGAAACUCUGCACAUCCCAGCUUUGAUAGCUUUAUCCUGAGUCAAACAAGAUUUGUAGUGCCCAAAGAAAUCAUAACUUAAAGAUUGUUCCUUUUGCUUAGUUUUCCUUUUUCUCUCUCUUGACGUCCAACAGCUGUGACGUCAAAACGUAUGUAAAAUAUAUGCUCGGAAAAUGUUAUUUGUGCUGUGUUAAAAUUAUUUGUAACGAGAAAAAUAUUGUUAGUUGUUUCAUUAAUAAUUCAGUAUUAAAUUUUAAUAAUUGUUAAAUUUAGAUAUUUUAUUUAUUGUGUUUUUUACUGUAAAUGUUUUAGUGUAUAUUGUAUUUUUUAUCGUACUCAGCAAGCUUAGUCAAUUCUUGUUAUCAGUGGAUUAAUAACUCCACAUCAGUGGAUAACUGAAUCUCGAGCAAGUGGCAACCUGUGAUGUGCCUUAAUUGAAAUCUUUUACCAUGAUCCUGAUUAAUGAUGGUAUUCGUGGAGAAAAUUAACCCAUUUUUCACAAUGAUUAACAUCUCCCUCUAUCAAAAGUCAGAUUUCUGAAUUGAAUCAAUCAAAAUGUGUGAAUUUAAAACUGUAAACCUCUGCAAGAUAUCAUAAUUUUAGUCGCAAAUAGCUAGAAUUGGUUCAGUUAUGAAGUUCAUGUGAAGUUUACAAUUGUAUCAUGCUUUGUUUCACUCCACUCUUUUUACUGAUGAUGAAGUUCAUUCUAAAAUAUUGAAAAUCACUGCAAUAUCGAGAAUAAUUUUUCAUUAUGUAUGAAUAAUAAUGUGAUUUUAAUUUUCA
Molecule: messenger RNA, 7688 nt
Organism: Bemisia tabaci
Lineage: Eukaryota; Metazoa; Arthropoda; Insecta; Hemiptera; Aleyrodidae
Gene: IP3K2
Product: Inositol 1,4,5-triphosphate kinase 2
Biological process (GO): inositol phosphate biosynthetic process; phosphatidylinositol phosphate biosynthetic process
Cellular component (GO): nucleus; cytoplasm
Molecular function (GO): inositol hexakisphosphate kinase activity
Source: RefSeq, a predicted model, not a curated record